AUGGGUCAACUGUGUGGACGAUGCAUGCAGCUGCUGCGGGACUUCGUGGCCUUUGUUCAGAGGAUGUCCGCCAACUUGGUGCACCGCAUCAAGGAAUGCUUAACUCUCAUAAGCAAUUGCUCCUGCUUAAAGCAAAACAGCUCUAAAGCCAGACAGCUCUACAAGCCCAUCCUGCAGCCUCAUGAGAGGGUGACAGCACAGGAGUUUCUGCAGCAUAUUGAAACAGGUUUUGAAAUGUCACCACUUGGAAAGGACCCUCUGGAAGCCUUGCGGACCUUAGCCUUUUCAGAAAACCCGGGUUUACAGCAGUCUGCUGCCCUCUAUUACUUGCAUAUGAGUCAGCACAUGAACGUCCCCCUUCCUGUGGAGCAUCUGGAACCCUUCUACGCCUUACUGCGAUCUGCUGACCUGGAGGUGCAGCAGAUGUCCUCCUUGUCCCUUGUCAACUUCUUGCUGGAAGGAAAUAUUGACAAAGAAUUAGUCGUCCAAAUGGGUUUACUUGAGCCAAUUCUGGAUCUGCUUGAGUCAGAGGAUCCCACUGUUCAAUGUAAUUCCUGUGCCUGCACCAUGACUUUGGCUGUUUCAGAGUCCAACCGAGAGGCUAUUGGAGCUGCUCAAGGAGUUACACCCCUACUGGCUCUUGCCAAUUCCUAUGAUCCUAGAGUCCAACAAAAUGCAGUUGGUGCUAUUCUCAACCUCACGCAAUCAGAGAAAAUCCAACAGGUCCUGUGCAAGGAGGGAGCCCUACCAGUGCUUGCCUUGCUGCUGGAAUCUCCUGACUCAGAAGUGCAG
This is a messenger RNA of Eurypyga helias (sunbittern), 792 nucleotides long. Its product is annotated as vacuolar protein 8-like. The transcript is spliced from 6 exons. Lineage: Eukaryota; Metazoa; Chordata; Aves; Eurypygiformes; Eurypygidae. Gene Ontology annotation, biological process: nucleus-vacuole junction assembly. The annotation marks the transcript as partial. The record is from RefSeq and is a predicted model, not a curated record. Gene Ontology annotation, molecular function: protein-membrane adaptor activity; protein binding.